AUGAGCCAACCUCCAGCUGCGAACAUGGCUCCGGUCAUGGCGCACACCAAAGAAGAAGUGGAGACCCUUCGUAUCGAACCGGUCGGUACCGCCCUUGAAGAACUCGACCGGGUGGUCACAGCAGCGACCAACUACUCCUUACGAGCACCGCACGACGCUCCUGUCAACUUGACCAAGACCAAACAAAUGGCCAUUACCGCACUCAUUGUGACGGGUAAUCUGAUACAGUUCGUCACCAUGUUCUCGACCAUGGCGGCAGCCUUCAAAUACAGCGAAGUGCUUGGGCACCCCGCUGCACCAGGACAGUCCAAUUGGAUGGCAGCAGCAUACCCGCUCACGCAGAGUUCUUUCGUCCUGGUCAGCGGACGGCUUGGUGCAGUCUUCGGUCACAAACUGAUGCUGUUGCUCGGAGUCGCAAUCAUCGCCGUCUUCUCCCUCGUCAACGCCUUCUGCCCCACAUACGAGUCCUUUAUCGCCGUUCGUGCUCUGACCGGCAUAGGCGGCGGCAUCCUGAUGCCCAACGCCGUCGCGCUGCUCACCAUCAUGGUGCCACCGGGCAAAGUCCGCAACAUCACCCUCGCCACAUUCGCAGCCUCUCCACCGGUUGGCGCCAUGAUCGGAGCGCUCCUCGCUGGAGCCUUCCUGGAGAAGUCGGAAUGGAAAUACUUCUUCGUACUCGUCGCCAUCAUCGGAGCCGUCGUAUUCGCGGGACUGUGCCUCGUCCUCCCCACCGAAGACAUCGUCGACAAGGGCGGAAAAGUAGACUGGGUAGGCAUCGCGCUCGGCGUCAGCGGUCUCGCACUAUUCAACUUCUCCUGGAACCAAGCACCAUCAGUCGGAUGGCAAACCCCGUACGUCAUCGCCACCCUGAUCCUCUCCAUCCUCUCCAUCCUCGGCUUCCUCCUCUGGGAAGCCAAGUUCGCCGGCGCCUCGCCCAUCAUGCCGCUCUCCGUCUUCGCCGCGCCCACCUUCACCGCCCUCAUCCUCGUCGUGCUCCUCACCUACAUGGCCUUCGGCAUGAGCAUGUGGUACAUGGUGGCGUGGCAGGAGGUGACGCGCGGGUGGUCGGCGCUGCACCUCGCCGUCGGCUGGAUCCCCUUCGCCGCGGGCGCGUCCGUGGCCGUCGCCGCCGCCGCCUGGCUGAUCCCCCGCGUCGGCGCGCGCUGGGUCCUCGCCGUCGGCAUCGUCUCGUGCCUCGCCUCGUCGCUGCUGCUCGCCACUCAGCCCGCCCAGCAGUCGUACUGGAAGCAGACUUUUCCCGCCAUCGUGCUCGGCAGCCUGUGUCCGGACUUCACCUACGUCGCCGCCCAGAUCAUCGCGAGCAACAGCGUCGGGAGGCGCAAUCAGGGCGUCGCCGGCAGCCUGGUCGGCACCCUCAACUUGUACGGCGUUAGUUUGGGGUUGGGGUUUUCCGGGACCAUCGAGGUCCAGGUCUUGAAGAACGGCGCGAGCGAGGUGCAGGGGUAUCGUGCGGCCCUGUACUUUGGCGCGGCGCUGGCGGUUGCUGCGUUGAUCAUGGACUUUGCGUUUGUGAGGGUGCCCAAGAAUGAUGGGGAGGGCUGGAAGGGAGAAGACAAGGAGGUUUCGGACGGUACGGCCACUCCUGGCGAGGCUUGA
Diplodia corticola is the source of this 1617-nucleotide messenger RNA. RefSeq names its product efflux pump antibiotic resistance protein. Gene Ontology annotation, biological process: transmembrane transport. Gene Ontology annotation, molecular function: transmembrane transporter activity. The transcript has 5 exons. Gene Ontology annotation, cellular component: membrane. Bases 1 to 1617 code for a protein of 538 amino acids. The record is from RefSeq and is a predicted model, not a curated record. NCBI's taxonomy places the organism in Eukaryota, Fungi, Ascomycota, Dothideomycetes, Botryosphaeriales, Botryosphaeriaceae.